AUGGUGAACUCUACUCAUAUUUCAUAUUUUAUACUUGGUGCUUACUUUGAAACAGGGGUUUUUAAGUACUUGUUCUUCACGAUUGUCAUGUGUUUAUAUGUGUGUAUUUUAGGUGCCAACGUGUUGCUGAUUGUGGUUAUCUGUGUGAACAGGAGCUUACAUGAACCUAUGUACCUUUUUCUGUGCAGCCUGUUUGUAAAUGAACUGUAUGGUAGUACAGGGUUGUUUCCAUUCCUGCUGGUUCAGAUCCUCUCUGACAUUCACACUGUCUCUGCUCCGCUCUGCUUCCUGCAGGUUUUCUCUGUGUACUCUUAUGGAAGUGUGGAAUUUACUAAUUUAGCCGUCAUGUCUUAUGACAGAUAUAUUGCUAUCUGUUAUCCUCUGCAAUAUAACUCACGUAUGACGUAUAAUAUGGUUGUCGUGCUCAUUGCCGCCAUAUGGUUUCCUCCUUUUGUUGCUGUCUUUGUCACGAUAUCACUGAGUGUGUCUUUAACGCUGUGUGGGAACAUCAUUAACAAAGUGUACUGUGAUAACUACUCCAUUGUUAAGAUGGCCUGCUCUGACACUACAGUCAAUAAUGUGUAUGAACUUAUUGCUACUUUUUUCACUGUCUGUGGUCCCCUAUCUGUAUUUUUCUUCACGUACAUGAGGAUCCUCAGAGUGUGUUUCUCUGGCUGUAAGCAGAGCAGACAGAAAGCUCUCAGCACCUGCACACCUCACCUCGCUUCCCUCAUCAACUUCUCCUUUGGAGUUUUCUUUGAGAUAUUGCAGAGCAGGUUUAAUAUGAGCGGUGUACCCAACACGUUGAGAAUAUUUUUAUCAUUAUAUUUCCUCACUUGUCAGCCUCUCUUCAGCCCUAUGAUGUACGGCCUCAACAUGUCCAAGAUAUACAUCCUGUGUAAAAAUCUGCUGCUAGCUUGGGUUGGGAAUAACCUCUAA
Gymnodraco acuticeps is the source of this 939-nucleotide messenger RNA. Its product is annotated as olfactory receptor 2A14-like. Gene Ontology annotation, cellular component: membrane. The record is from RefSeq and is a predicted model, not a curated record. The coding region runs from base 1 to 939 and encodes 312 amino acids. Gene Ontology annotation, molecular function: G protein-coupled receptor activity; olfactory receptor activity. Gene Ontology annotation, biological process: G protein-coupled receptor signaling pathway. NCBI's taxonomy places the organism in Eukaryota, Metazoa, Chordata, Actinopteri, Perciformes, Bathydraconidae. The transcript has a single exon.